UCUGUCGGCUUCAUUCCAUAUUGGACCGUGGCGCACGUCGUGUCAUCGCUUUUAAGUUGGCUCGCUUAUAGGCUAUAGUUAGUGUAAUUGAUAAUUUUAUUAAACUGUGUAAAUUAUUGUGAUUUAAUAGUUGUUUCGAUAGUCCAUCGUGUAUAAUUGUAAAUUUUCAGCAAAAUGUCAGCUUUGACGAAGGGUGUCUUUAUCGUUGCCGCUAAGCGUACCGCUUUCGGUACAUUCGGAGGUGCAUUCAAAAACACAAAUGCCACCCAAUUGCAAACCGUCGCGGCCAAAGCUGCUCUGGAUGCUGCCGGCCUAAAGCCGGAUCAAGUCGAUUCAGUCAACAUCGGGCAGGUGUUGGUGCUGUCGUCGCCGGAUGGCGCUUUCUUGCCCAGACACGUGUCGCUGCACUGUGGAAUUCCAAUCGAUCGCCCGGCGCUCGGUGUUAACAGGCUGUGCGGAUCCGGUUUCCAGUCGAUUGUAAAUGGCGCGCAGGACAUUCUGCUGGGUGCGGCAAAGGUUUCGCUGACCGGCGGAGUGGACAACAUGAGUCAGACGCCGUACACCGUUCGCGGCACUCGUUUUGGCGUUCCACUUGGUACCAAUCCUGCUCUAGAAGAUGCUCUGUGGGUCGGUCUCAGCGAUUCGUUCUGUAAGCUGCCCAUGGCUUUGACUGCGGAAAAUCUUGCCGAGAAGUACAAAAUCCCUCGUGAAAAAGUCGACGAAUUCGCUCUCCGUUCGCAGCAACUGUGGAAGAAGGCCAAUGACGAGGGAGUCUUCAAAACCGAAAUCACCCCCUUCAAGCUGAAGGUGAAGGGCAAGGAGGUUGAUUUCGCCGUCGAUGAACACCCACGCCCGCAGACUACCCUGGAAGGGCUGAACAAACUGCCAUCUUUGUUCAAGAAGGGUGGUGCCGUCACAGCGGGUACCGCUUCGGGCAUCUGUGAUGGCGCUGCCGCAGUCGUCCUGGCUUCCGAGGAAGCUGUGAAGGAAUACAACCUGACCCCGCUAGCUCGCUUGGUAGCUUACAGUACCGUUGGUGUUCCGCCGGAGAUCAUGGGAAUCGGCCCAGUUCCGGCGAUCCAGAAUGUGUUGAAGGUGGCCGGUGUUAAGAAGGACGAUGUGGACCUGUUUGAAAUCAACGAAGCCUUCGGCGUACAAGCUAUGUCCUGCGUGCAGGAACUUGGCAUCGACAUGAACAAGUUCAACUUGAAUGGUGGUGCCAUUGCUUUGGGUCAUCCACUUGGUGCUUCCGGGUCCAGAAUUACUGGUCAUUUGGUACAUGAACUGAAACGCAAAAAUCUGAAGCGUGCCGUUGGGUCUGCUUGCAUUGGUGGCGGCCAGGGUAUCGCUUUGUUAGUUGAGUCCGUUUAGAAUAAGAAUUAUUUUAUCUUAACAUUACCUCACCAGAAGUUAUGCAUUUUGUAAUGCUUGAAAGAUUUUAGGAGUGGAUAUACAAUCAUUUUUCAUAUUACUAUUAAUAAAAAAGUAUAAUUCUUAA
Molecule: messenger RNA, 1498 nt
Organism: Aedes albopictus (Asian tiger mosquito)
Lineage: Eukaryota; Metazoa; Arthropoda; Insecta; Diptera; Culicidae
Gene: yip2
Product: 3-ketoacyl-CoA thiolase, mitochondrial
Exons: 4
Coding region: 175-1371 (398 amino acids)
Cellular component (GO): mitochondrion
Molecular function (GO): acyltransferase activity, transferring groups other than amino-acyl groups
Source: RefSeq, a predicted model, not a curated record